CUUGGUAGUUGUCGCAAACUGUCGGACUUUAGUGACAAACACACGCCUGCUGCUGCUAGAUUAAAUUUUUUUUAAAUUACUUUUGGGGUAAACUUGCCACGAGAAUAUGACGUCUAACGAGGAGCCUUUACCAUCGGGUUGGGAGAAAAAAAUGAGCCGCAACUCAGGCAAGGUGUAUUACUUCAACCACACCACCAACGCCAGCCAAUGGGAACGACCAAUAGGAGACGGCCAAGGCGAGCCAGCGAAUGUGCGCUGCUCUCACCUGCUGGUCAAACACAACCAGUCACGACGUCCCUCCUCCUGGCGGGAACAAAACAUCACGCGAUCCAAAGAUGAGGCGCUGGAGAUGAUCCAGAAAUAUAUUGAGCAGAUAAAGUCUGGAGAGGAGAAGUUUGAGGAUUUGGCUUCUCAGUUCAGCGAUUGCAGUUCAGCUAAAAAUGAUGGAGACUUGGGAGUCUUUGGAAGAGGUCAAAUGCAGAAACCUUUCGAAGACGCCUCCUUUGCGCUCAAGGUGGGAGACAUGAGCGGCCCCGUUUUUACCGAGUCCGGAGUGCACAUCAUCCUGCGUACUGGCUGAAGCAAGCACAAUGCUACACACACACACACACACACACACA
Messenger RNA from Entelurus aequoreus (snake pipefish), 620 nucleotides. RefSeq names its product peptidylprolyl cis/trans isomerase, NIMA-interacting 1 (gene pin1). Gene Ontology annotation, molecular function: peptidyl-prolyl cis-trans isomerase activity; protein binding. Lineage: Eukaryota; Metazoa; Chordata; Actinopteri; Syngnathiformes; Syngnathidae. Gene Ontology annotation, cellular component: cytosol; nucleus. The record is from RefSeq and is a predicted model, not a curated record. The transcript is spliced from 5 exons. Bases 107 to 580 code for a protein of 157 amino acids.